AUGAGAGAGGCUGUAUUCGUGGUCCAUGGUAUGACAUGUAGCGCGUGCACCGACACUGUGACGUCGAAAAUACGGUGUGUCACCGGAGUUGACGCAUGUGCGCUUUCGUUAGUGACCGGGGAGUGUCAGGUUUCAUAUGAUGAUACAGAGGGUCUUUCUGUGGACCAAAUAAUUGAGUCGGUCGAAGACUGUGGAUUUGAUUGCGAGAUGGUGAGGGAUUUUGAGAUUAUCAAUUCCCCAACUUUCAGCGGUAAAUUGCAUGUCACAGGAAUGACAUGUGGUGCCUGUGUGUCUACAGUGACUAAAGGUGUGCAUGGUCUAGAUGGUGUCUUUGACGUCAGAGUUUCGCUAGUAACAGAAGAGUGCCUUGUAGAAUUUGACGGCUCUAAAGUGAAUAUAGAGACUAUAAAGGAAGCUGUCGAGGAUUGUGGUUUUGAUGCGGAGGUUCUGUCAGUCGAAAAAGCUUCUCAAAACAAGGAAACCUUCUUGAAGACAACGAAAAUACAUUUACUGGCAAUAAAUUACGAACUAGAUGAAGAUCCUGCCGGAGUUAUCGAAUCAUUGAAAAAUGGUGACUGCAUACCGUCAGUGGAAUUUGUUGAGACAAAUGUCAUUUCAGUUCAGUACAACAAGCAUAAAGUUGGAAUACGCGAAAUUCUUAGACGUCUGGAGACAAUGGGAUACGAAGCCAAUAUAAUACCUAUGUCAGACAGUGAGAAUCAGCUGAAUAUAUUAUCAAAAGUAAAAGAAAUCCAAUUCUGGAAAUCUACGUGCUUUAAAUCAUGUUUUCUGGCAGUAUUCACGAUGAUACUUUAUAUGGGAAUACCAAUGAUAUCACCACGUUCUAUGAAAGAGAAUUAUUUUCCUUAUAAGGAAACCUUUUUUCUCAAAGGUUUAUACUACAGAGAUAUUUUUGGGCUCCUUAUUGGAACGUAUAUUCAAUUUGUUGUAGGAUCAUAUUUCUACAAAGCUUUUUGGAAUUCUUUGAAACAUAGAGCUGGCACUAUGGAUACAUUAGUCUGUAUAUCAACCUCAUGUGCUUACUUCUUUUCCAUAUAUUCAAUCAUUUGCAAUAUUGUGAUUAAAAAUUCAAACGGAAUGUUACCGAAUGUUAUAUUUGACACAUCUGUGAUGUUAAUCGCCUUUAUAUCACUGGGGAAAUUGAUGGAAAAUAAAGCCAAAUCUGCAACGUCUACAGCACUAUCGAAGCUAAUAUCUUUAACACCAGCUUCAUGUACUAUUGUGGAAGAUGGCAAUUACGAAAAUCCAACCACCAUUCCAAUUGACUUGCUUCAACCUGGAGAUAUUGUUGAAGUUAAACCAGGUAUGAAAAUUCCCUCUGACGGCAAAAUAAUACGGGGAGAAACAGAAGUUGAUGAAUCUUUAAUGACGGGGGAGUCAUUACUUGUGUCUAAGGAGAUAGCAUCUUUGGUGAUUGGUGGAUCGAUAAACGGGCCUGGUCAUUUUUAUUUCACAGCUACCAAUGUAGGAGAAGACUCAAAAUUGGCUAAUAUAAUUAGAACGAUGAAACAGGCCCAGCUUACGAAAGCACCAAUCCAACGCUAUGCAGAUUUCUUAGCUUCAGUAUUUGUUCCAUCGAUUUUGUCACUAGCUCUUCUAACGUUCAUUUUUUGGUUCAUUUUAUCAGAAUUCCAUAAAGCUCCGCUGGCCUUUAUACGAUCUACUAAUGGUAUUUUCUAUUCAUCCUUUCAAAUCGCAAUUUCUGUCGUGAUUGUUGCAUGCCCCUGUGCGUUAGGAUUGGCAGCACCAACAGCAAUUAUGGUUGGUACUGGUAUUGGUGCUGAAAAUCAAGUGUUAAUUAAGGGCGGCGAAGUCCUGGAGAAGUUUAAUAAUGUUAAAGUGUUCGUGUUUGACAAAACUGGAACACUCACCACCGGUAAUAUGGAAGUAAAGAACUUCAAAGGAGAAAAUGACCUAGAUUUAAGUGAUGAAGCAAUUGCCGUAAUAAAGGCAUCCGAAGCUGUUAGCGAGCAUCCAGUCGCACGGGCCAUUGUUACAUAUUGCAAUGCUCAACAAGCUUCAAGGUCAAAUUCUAAGCCACAUGUGUCAGAUGUUUUAUCCAGUAAAGUUUUCAUGGGUAAAGGUGUGAGAACAACAUGCGAACUGAAUGGAUCAACGUAUACAGUGGCCGUCGGGGCCAAAUCGCUGAUGCGUUCACACUGGGAGCAGUCCUCUUCUCUUCUCGCAGAUGAGGAUAAUGACUACACCGUAUCCUAUGUUUCCAUUAAUGAAAAGGUAAUUGGCAGAUUUGAUAUCAUAGAUGAUAUCAAGAAAGAUUCAUACCAAACCAUUCAUUAUUUGAAUAACCACGGAUUCAAAACAUACAUGGUAACUGGUGAUAUCCAUAGCUCUGCUAUAAAAGUUGCACAAUUGGUAGGUAUGGAUCUAAAUAAUGUCUACAGUGAAGUUGAACCAGCUGGAAAAUCAGAAAUAGUUCAACAGCUAAUGAAUAAAACUGAGGGGAAAGUUAUUUUUGUAGGCGACGGUAUCAACGAUUCCCCUGCAUUAGUGACAAGUGAUGUAGGUGUUGCCAUUUCCACUGGCACGGACAUAGCAGUCGAGGCAGCAGACAUUGUUAUUCUGUCCGACAAAGAAUCUGAAAGGGCUAGUUUGAAAGGUUUGAUAAAUGCCUUAGACAUUGCUCAGAAGACUUUCAGAAGAAUCAAACUAAAUAUUUUCUGGGCAGUUUGCUACAACACGUUCAUGAUCCCGAUCGCUAUGGGUGUAUUAGUCCCAUGGGGAAUCUGGCUGCAUCCAAUGGCUGCCGGUUUGGCGAUGGCAUUGAGUUCGGUGAGUGUCGUUUUAAGCUCUCUUAUGCUGAAGACAUGGAAGCCCGUGAGUAUUGACGAAGAUCUCGAACUGAAUACUACGUCUUCGCCCGGAACCUUUUGGUUUCGACUUUUCCACUCGAGACCAGAUCAUGCUAGAAGUGACAUAGAAAUGCAAGAGGGGCUAUUAGCUCAAUGA
This is a messenger RNA of Zygotorulaspora mrakii, 2988 nucleotides long. It is a transcript of the gene CCC2, whose product is annotated as Cu(2+)-transporting P-type ATPase CCC2. The record is from RefSeq and is a predicted model, not a curated record. Gene Ontology annotation, molecular function: P-type divalent copper transporter activity; copper ion binding; ATP hydrolysis activity. Bases 1 to 2988 code for a protein of 995 amino acids. The transcript has a single exon. Gene Ontology annotation, biological process: copper ion homeostasis; monoatomic cation transport. Gene Ontology annotation, cellular component: membrane. NCBI's taxonomy places the organism in Eukaryota, Fungi, Ascomycota, Saccharomycetes, Saccharomycetales, Saccharomycetaceae.